This is a messenger RNA of Echinococcus granulosus, 1815 nucleotides long. RefSeq names its product Insulin gene enhancer protein ISL-2B. Gene Ontology annotation, molecular function: DNA-binding transcription factor activity, RNA polymerase II-specific; cis-regulatory region sequence-specific DNA binding. The record is from RefSeq and is a predicted model, not a curated record. Lineage: Eukaryota; Metazoa; Platyhelminthes; Cestoda; Cyclophyllidea; Taeniidae. The transcript has 6 exons. Gene Ontology annotation, biological process: positive regulation of transcription by RNA polymerase II; neuron fate specification; axonogenesis. Gene Ontology annotation, cellular component: nucleus. Bases 1 to 1815 code for a protein of 604 amino acids.
AUGGAUCCGCCACAGACAUCGGCAAUACCAACAACAGCAACGGUGGAGGAGGCAGGGGCCGUGUGUUUCGGCUGUGGCGCAGCCAUCUACGACCCCUUCAUCAUGCAUGUUCAACCUGACCUCAAGUGGCAUGGGAGGUGCCUCAAGUGCUACAAGUGUGAGCGCGGCCUCAGUGACGAGACCAGCUGCUUCGUUCGCAACGGCAAGGCUUACUGCCGAGAGGACUACUGCAACAGCAGUUUUCUCCAGCGCUGUGCGGGUUGCCAGCAGCCCAUAACCAAGGUGGAUCUGGUCCUACGAAUUCGCAACCAGACCUUCCACAUGGGCUGCUUCCGUUGUGUGGUCUGUUCCGCCAUCCUCCAGCCCGGUGAGGAGAUCGCCUACCGUCGCGAUAUGCCCUACUGUCUGAGAGACGCGAAGUUGGCAAUGCCAGAAAAGUGGGACUUUCCGCCGCCCACCGUGUCCAACACCACCACUCUCAUGGAGGGCGACGCUGCUGAACCCAAAGUGCUCACUCUCCUCUCCCCGGUUAUCUCCUCAUCCACCUCAAAGCCCAACGAGGAUCAGCAACAACAGUCGACAUUAAAAUUGGUGGAUGGUGGCGAACCGGCGACUUAUUUAAGUCCUCAACCACCCCAUCGCACCGGGUCUGACAGCACUUCCAGCUCCCUUGACGGUCCAAUGGGAGAAAAUGACCUUCCGAUGACUCCGAACUCGGAGGGAAGUCAGGACGAGGACGACUGCAGUAGCCUCUUUGGAUGCAUGACUUCGGCUGCGGUCUCGUGUCUGAGUGGUGACACCUCCUCGCAGCAACAGACCACCCCCGCCCUCAACGGCGAAACUCCACCUAUUCAACCGGCAGCCAACUCCGCGGUAGGACACAACCAUCUUACACGAAGUGGCAGCGGCGGUGGUGGCAAAAAUGGAGGAAAACGAUCAAAGGAACAAAAAACCACCAGGGUACGAACAGUGCUAAACGAGAAGCAGUUGCACAUGCUGCGCACAUGCUAUGCUGCAAACCCGCGUCCAGACGCUUUGAUGAAGGAGCAGCUGGUAGAGAUGACUGGCCUCAGCCCUCGGGUCAUUCGCGUCUGGUUCCAAAACAAGCGCUGCAAGGACAAGAAGAAACAGAUUAUGAUUAAACAAAUGGAACAACAUCAUCAGAAUGGACUGCAUCCCUGCGGAUUGCAAGGCGUUCCUAUGGUAGCCGGUAGUCCCCUGCCCAACGAUUCGAGCAUGCUGUGUUCCAGCUCAGGUAUCGAGGUUCAACGCAUUUCCAGUGAUAAUGGAGGAGCCGGAAGUGCUGGCGGAGCAGGGGGCAUGUGCAGUCCUGUGAGACCCGACGUGUCUACUCCACCACCCCCAUCUCAGCCCCGUUUCUCUCCAGCUUACCCGCCACCACCACCACCACCCUCACACCUCUUCAACGGCAUGUUGCCUCCAAUUUCCCACGUCGACGUAAAGCCGCCAAUACCGCACUCCUCCUCUUCCUCCUCCUCGUCGGCUCACCUCAUGCUCUCCCCAUCCAUGGGAUUACCUGGUGGGGAUGAGGGUCCCUUUCCACCCUUCCAACAGCUGGUGUCGACAUUUGACCUGGUGGACCCCCUGCAGCGGGGCCAGCCAGGACACGAGGACGGAUUCACGAGAGGAAGCCGUUUGUCGUAUGGUGUCCCAGGGGGUUCUGGCGGCCUUAGCAAUGGCCCUCCAGCUCCCACCGCCGUCGUGGACGGGCCGCCCUUUGUCUUCCCCAUAGGUGAUCCCACCUUCACCACCCUACGACCAAUCAGUCUGCGACCACCCUCUCUCUCCACCUAG